AUGCAGCCGUACAAUAAGGAAAACAUUCUGAAGCAAAUCAAAGGUCUAUAUGUCAGAACAACGUAUGGAAAGAAGCAGCGGACUUUUCCGAUUGGAAACAUUGCUGCUGCUGCCAAUACAUUGAAGUUCCAGACCACUGAUGGCGGACAAUGCACCGUUGAGCAGUACUUCAAAAAGCACUACAACAUCCAAUUGAAGUGCCCAGGAAUUUUUACGGUAUCGGAGCGGCACAAUCCACAUAAUUACUACCCUGUUGAACUGCUCACAGUUGCACCUUCACAGCGAGUCACACUUCAGCAGCAGACGCCCGAUCAAGUUGCCUCCAUGAUCAAGGCAUGCGCAACGCUCCCCGAUAACCGUUUGCAUCAAACCAGGAAAAUGAAGGACGCCUUGGACAUCACUCCACGUAAUCCAAACCUCGCUAGUGCAGGCAUCAGUGUUGCGAAUAAUUUCACAACGGUGACUGCUCGUGUUUUACCGACACCAACCAUCGUUUACGGAGGGUCGCAGACAUUAAAGCCGACGGACAACUGCAAGUGGAAUGGAGAUCGCUCAAAGUUCCUGGAACCAGCUCAGCUGACGAACUGGGCUGUUUGUGCGACGUUGACGCAGAAUGACGCUCGCCGUUUACAGAUAAAGGACUAUGUGCAGCGUGUGGAGGGUAGAUGCCGUCUCAGAGGUAUGCAGGUGGAGCCAGUGGGUGAAAUCUACAUGAAUCAGAGACAGAACUUCGAAAGUCUUCGGGACUUUUACGCAUCACAGAAGCAAAAGAAUCGUCAAUAUUUGAUGUUCAUCUCUUCUGAUGGAAUAAAGCAACACGAUUUGAUCAAACUUCUUGAAAUCGAAUAUCAAAUCGUGUCUCAAGAGGUGAAGGGCAGUAAAGUUGAUUCUGUUCUUCAUAGAAACCAGAAUCAGACACUCGACAAUGUUGUCGCGAAGAUCAACAUGAAGCUUGGUGGCAUGAACUAUAACUUGAUGCUUGGAUCAAAACCUAGUGAUACACUGUGUAUGGUGAUAACUUCCAGCGUGAACAAGUGGGUGAACGACAAAGAUCGUCUUUUCGUCGGCUUCGAAAUCUCCAAUCCCCCUCCACUUUCGAAGUUGGACAUUGAACGCGGCGCGACUUACAAGAUGCCUUCUGUUCUUGGCUGGGGAGCAAAUUGCGCAGCGAAUCCUCAGCAAUAUAUUGGCGACUAUGUGUUCAUUAAGCCACGCCAGUCAGAUAUGAUGGGAGCAAAGCUAAGUGAACUGAUUGUUGAAAUCCUGAAGAAAUUCCGUGCUGCGACUACCGUUGUUCCUCGUCACAUUGUGCUCUAUUUCUCUGGAAUAUCUGAAGGACAAUUCAGUCUUGUGACCGACACGUACAUGAAAGCGAUUAACACGGGAAUCACAUCACUAUCGGCUACUUACAAGCCUAGUGUGACGGCUUUGGCUGUUUCGAAGGAUCACAACGAACGUCUUUACAAAGCCAACAUAUCGGGAAAUCGUGCCGUGGAACAGAAUAUUCCUCCCGGUACAGUUGUCGACACUAAAAUUGUUUCGCCUGUCAUCAACGAAUUCUACCUGAACGCGCACUCGGCUUUCCAGGGUACCGCAAAAACACCGAAAUACUCGUUGUUGGCUGACGAUUCCAAGAUUCCUCUUGAUGUCAUCGAAGGAAUGACACAUGCUCUUUGCUACUUGCACGAGAUCGUGACAUCUACUGUGUCGGUCCCUGCGCCACUUAUUGUGGCCGAUCGUUGUGCCAAGCGUGGGCACAACGUCUACAUUGCAAACUCAAACCAGGGGAAUGCUGCUGUGAACAGCAUUGAAGAAGCAAACGAAAAACUCGUCAACCAUGGCGAUCUUCAGAAAGUUCGCUACAAUGCGUAG
Cooperia oncophora is the source of this 1872-nucleotide messenger RNA. The record is from the annotation of a GenBank genome assembly. Lineage: Eukaryota; Metazoa; Nematoda; Chromadorea; Rhabditida; Trichostrongylidae.